Durio zibethinus is the source of this 1625-nucleotide messenger RNA. RefSeq names its product protein NDL2-like. NCBI's taxonomy places the organism in Eukaryota, Viridiplantae, Streptophyta, Magnoliopsida, Malvales, Malvaceae. The record is from RefSeq and is a predicted model, not a curated record.
AUUUUUUACACUGAUAAAUCGAGCGUCGGUGACUCGGUCCGAAUUAACAACGAGUCAAACUUGUAGUUUUAAAGAGGGACAGAGAGGGAGAUUUGUUAUAUAAGGCAUGGAAGCCAAUUCUAAAAAUGCGCCUUCAAUUUGAGAGAGAGGGAAAAUGGCAGAUUCUAGCGAUUCGAUUUCCAUCGAUACGGAAACGAUCUCUCUUGGCGGCAAGGAGUACCUGGUGAAAACUCACCAUGGUACAGUUUCUGUAGCUGUGUUUGGAGACCAAGAUAAGCCGGCUAUUGUUACCUAUCCUGAUUUAGCUUUAAAUCAUAUCUCCUGCUUUCAAGGCUUGUUUUUUUGUCCAGAAGCUAGUUCCUUGCUCCUCCACAACUUUUGCAUAUAUCAUAUAAGUCCUCCUGGACAUGAGUUGGGAGCUUCCCCAAUCGGUUCUGAUGACCGUGUGCCUUCCGUUGAUGACCUAGCAGAUCAGAUUCUCGAGGUUCUCAACUUUUUUGGGCUUGGUGCUGUAAUGUGUAUGGGGGUUACAGCUGGAGCUUAUAUUCUUACGCUAUUUUCUAUGAAAUACAGGCAACGUGUCCUUGGGUUAAUACUUGUUUCACCCCUCUGCAGAGCACCCUCAUGGACAGAAUGGUUGUUAAAUAAGGUGAUGUCAAAUUUACUUUAUUUCUAUGGCAUGUGUGGAGUGGUGAAGGAAUUAUUGCUUAAGCGGUACUUCAGUAAGGAAGUUCGUGGUAGUGCUCAAGUGCCAGAAUCAGAUAUAGUUCAGACAUGCAGAAGAUCGCUAGAUGAAAGGCAGAGUAUAAAUGUUUGGCAAUUCCUUGAAGCAAUGAACAGGAGACCUGACCUUAGCGAAGGAUUAAGAAAACUGCAUUGCCGAUCCCUAAUAUUUGUUGGGGAGAACUCUCCUUUCCAUUCUGAGGCUCUUCACAUGACAUCAAAAUUAGAUAGAAGAUAUAGUGCCCUGGUGGAGGUUCAGGCAAGUGGGUCAAUGGUGACAGAGGAGCAGCCCCAUGCCAUGUUGAUACCAAUAGAGUACUUUCUUAUGGGAUACGGCUUAUACAGGCCGACUCUAAGUGUUAGCCCAAGAAGCCCUUUGAGUCUAUCUUGCAUCUCUCCGGAGCUUCUUUCACCGGAAAGCAUGGGCUUGAAGUUGAAACCGAUUAAAACCCGGAUUUCUUUGGAAGUCUGAGAGAAGAUGAAAGAGAAAGGGCAAGAUCACCUCUAUGUAAUCUAUAUAUGUAUAUAUAAAAAGGUAUUUGUAACAUCUUUUGACUGGUUGGCGACCAUAAGAGAGCACUAUGGUUGUAGAUAGACAGAAAAAGAAGAUAUUGUCAAUUCUUUUAUUUGUAACCAUAAAUUUUAUCAUCGGAAUAAUUAUUUACCAAGAGAAACGCCAAUAAUGACAAAUAGCUACGGGUGGGUGGUGAAUUUUAAGCUUUCCAUCUUCUAUUUCUUGUGUAUGCCCUUGUAAAAUUGAUUAUUGAUUGUUAUUUUUCUUUGAUACUGACGAAGAAAAUGACUGCCGACCUUUUUAGCACUAAAAGCGUAUGUGACGUGGUCAUUAUUCUUCCUUUUCAAAAUUAGUUUAUCAGAGCAUGUUGCGUCACUAUUUUUACACC